AUUGGGCCCUUGGGGAAGCCAGGAACGCCGCUGAAGCCCCGCUCCGUCCUUGCUAAGCGGCUUGGCUUGGAUGCGGGAAGCAGCAGCAAGAGCAGCAGAGCCCCAUUCACACGUUACAUACGCGAGAUUUCUUCUGACAGGAUGACAGGGAAAAGCCAGAAUUUAAAUUUCCAGCUGCCAGCUGCAGCACAGCCUUCAGUGGAGAGCCAUUCUUAUUCAUUUGGGAAUGGAAUCAGCUCCGACAGUGAUGUUUUGGAAGAUGAAGUGGAGGUGUAUGAACUGCGACCCCGGGGAAGGGAGAAAGUCCGAAGAAGUACAUCCAGAGAGAGAUUGGAUGAUAUUAUAUUUAUAACAAAGGAUAUACAAGAAGGAGACACAUUAAAUGCCAUAGCUCUUCAAUACUGCUGUUCCGUAGCAGAUAUCAAAAGGGUGAACAAUCUUAUUACAGAUCAGGACUUCUUUGCACUGAGAGCUAUUAAAAUUCCAGUGAAGAAGUUCAGUGUGUUGACUGAGACACACUGCUUUCCUAAAAGCAGGCAAGUUUCAAGAGUGGCUUCUACUUCAUACUCUGCAGAAUUUCCAGAAUCAUCGCUAUCUGCUGAAUCAUUCUCCACUGAGACGGUUGGCAAUUUCUUGAAAGAAGUAGACCGUGAUAUAGAACAAAUAGUGAAAUGUAAUGCAACAAAGAGAGAGAAUCUUAAUGAAGUUGUUUCUGCCUUAUCUAACCAGCAAUCAAACUUUGAAUCAGAUGGUAAAACCAGCAAGCAAAAAGACCCUUAUUAUGGAGCAGACUGGGGAAUAGGAUGGUGGACGGCUGUAGUAAUAAUGGUAGUGGUAGGCAUAAUAACACCUGUAUUUUAUCUUUUAUACUAUGAGGUUUUAGUUAAAGUGGAUGUCAGUCACCAUUCUACAGUGGAAUAUUCUUCAGUUACAUCUCCAUCUCAAUCAAAACCAUUAGGAAAUGAAGUAAAUCAGCACAUUUCAUGAAAUUUGAGGUUUUCCUUUUACAAGUGAAAGAUAUGAGGAUCCAUGCAACAUAUUCUGCGAAGAGGAAAAGAACAACAGGUCCUAUGUGCAGUUUAAAAGUAGCUGUCUUUUGUGAUGGUAUUUAGUGUGAGAACACUUCUGCUAUCUUACUGUGUGUAUGGAAGAAGUUGCUUUUUGGUACAAGAUUCAAGUAUGUUGAUAUUAAUCAACAUACUGUAUGUUGAUAUUCAGUAUGAUAUUCAGUAUGUUGAUAUUAAUUACACAUUGCCUGAAUCUGCUAAAGUACUCCUAUUUAAGGUGCAACACUCUCAUUUAAGGUAAUGGGAAUGAAACCAAUUUAAAUGGAAAUAACUUAUUGUGAGUUUUAUAAAGCCUUGAUCGUGUUUGCUGAAAAACAAAUCUUCAGUUGAGAUGUUGGUAUGUAAGCUUUUUGUAUUUUAAAAGGACAACUCAUUCUUUUUCAUCAUUAGAAUAAUACAGGGAUUAGAAAUAAUUUUUUAAAAGAAGAGCAUUAAAAGCAUAUAAACCACAAAGAAGCAAAAACCACAUAAAAGAGAUACAAGGCUUUUUAACCUGCAAAUGGUUAAAACAUUGUUGUGGGAUUUAUCAACCUUCCAUCAAAGAAUCAAGGAGAGUUGAAUAAAGUUGACAGGAGGGUAAAAAUCAAAACAAAUAUGAUGAAAUUUAGAGUUAACAAAAAGUAUUUAAUUCAAAAUAUUUUCUUCUUUUGCUGGUAAAGAUAUAAAUGAACUGGCAGUUCAGACGUUUUUACAGUUCUCAUUUUCAGACGGCACACCAUCGUUCAUCUACUUUCUCACAAUCAAAUACGGGUUUAUUGAGCUUUUGGUUUACCCCAUUAUGUAGUUUACACAUCUAUUUUGUAAAUUUUUGCCUGCUAGACACAUCAGGAGGAUUGUGUUUCAAUCUUCCCUUCAUAUCAGUACCGCAAACUCUGCAUGGAUAAAAUCUAGCAAACGCGUUGAGAAAAUCUCGCAUUUCUUGUUGCUUCUUCUUCCCUGGUUUGUUAGGAAAAUAAGCGGCGAUGGUGUGCAACAGUGCCAAAGAAAAGCGGCCUAACUGCUCCUGAUCCAGGGGUCCAUCUGAAUAGUAGUCUCCUUUGGCCCUUGGUGUUUUCUGCAUCAGAGAAGAGUAUAUGACAAGCUAAUUAGCACUGAGAGCAUGCUGCCUAAACUGCUUUUGGCUGGAGGAAGGAGUGGGACCAGUGACUCAUGGGACUAACUGCACAUGGCAUGUAAGUGUGUGCAACAGUAUUGAAACCCUAUUUUUUCUUAAACAACUUUAAUAGAAGAAUAGCUUUGAGUAGGAAAGCAGAAGAAAGGGGAAAUGGAUGUUCAAACCAUGUCUCAUUAGUAUCUUUUGUAUUCUAAAACUGUUCUCUCUCUACUUUCUAUUGUUGCCAUGAAGGUUACAUCUUUGUGUAUUUACAUGAAAGUGUAAGUGUGUGCAUGCCCAUGCAUUUUGGAACAGAGGAGUGACAGCGUCUCUUUCUAAUUUGCUCCUUUUUUUCAAAAACAGUAAGGCAUUAGAACUCCAGUACAUAUACAUUAUGUCUAACAUACAGUUAGUCGUAUAGCUAAUCCCUUAUUCCAGUAUUUUUUUUAAAAAGCAUAUUCUUGUCCAUAAAAACUGUUCUACCUUUAAAAAGAUACUAUAUCCAUGAAACUGAUUAUAUUGUUGGACCUCUGAAACAGCAGUGUUCAAAACCUAUCUGUGCCCAUAAAAUCUCAGCUGAAACCUGACUUGAAAUAUUAUAGAACUGUAGAGAAGUUGAAUUCUUUUUAAUGGUUAUGCUACAAUUAAUUUAUUUUAAGAACAGUGAAAUGAAUAGUAAAUCUGUUCAUUUUUAGAUGCUGAAAGUCAAGCUAUUCAGAAAAGUGCUAUGCGCUCUUACUUUGAAAACUCAUGGGCAAUAUAAAAGUAUCUCUGCAUCUUCUCAGUUUUAAAAAUCAUGUAAAAUCUGAUAUUAAAUUUAAAAACUCACAGUUUAGACAAAGUUGGUGCACUCAGAUAAUAAAUUUCUUGUAUGACAAAUUUUCACAUAAUAUACAUGGAUAGCUGAAGCAGUUGUCUCUUAAAUUACUUUGAU
Sceloporus undulatus (fence lizard) is the source of this 3094-nucleotide messenger RNA. RefSeq names its product LysM domain containing 3 (gene LYSMD3). Gene Ontology annotation, biological process: Golgi organization. Lineage: Eukaryota; Metazoa; Chordata; Lepidosauria; Squamata; Phrynosomatidae. Gene Ontology annotation, cellular component: Golgi apparatus. The record is from RefSeq and is a predicted model, not a curated record. Bases 142 to 987 code for a protein of 281 amino acids. The transcript is spliced from 3 exons.